Messenger RNA from Rhodotorula toruloides NP11, 1401 nucleotides. RefSeq lists its product as uncharacterized. NCBI's taxonomy places the organism in Eukaryota, Fungi, Basidiomycota, Microbotryomycetes, Sporidiobolales, Sporidiobolaceae. The transcript is spliced from 4 exons. The coding region runs from base 1 to 1401 and encodes 466 amino acids. The record is from RefSeq and is a predicted model, not a curated record.
AUGACCGCUGCUGUACGGCCUCAGACGAUCGAGAUUGGCUCUCGCUUUCCUGCCUGGGACAAGGAGAACUCGCUCUGCUUCGAGAUCGCCUUUCGUCGUCUCGCGGUCGCCGGAGACUUCGAGCCCUGCUGGAACCGCCAGAGCUACACCAAGUCCCACUACGACUGGUCCUGCAACGAGCCAGCGCAGGGCGACGGCUUCUGCACCUUCUCCGCCUCGCUCUCGACGGACCCCACCACCGGGGAAGCGCGCGUGACGGACGUCUGCCUCGAGCAUGCGCAUCCGCAGUGCGAGAUGAGUCCGGCGCUGCGGGAGGACCUGCGCAAGGAGCUCGAGGCGGCGUGCGACGAGCUGGAAGAAGAGGCGAAGAGCGAGUUCGUCAAGUUACGCCGAGCUAAGCGGGGCUCUACGACUUCGACGGACACGGAAGUGGCUCCGCAUGUCGCGCAGCAGCUUGUUGUGUGGGACGUGUGGGUUGCGGCGGGCAAGGAGCGGGCUGAGCGGUUCGAACAGGCACUCUUGGCGGAAGGACGUGCGGCUGAGGGCUAUCCGACCGGCGGCAUCUUCGGCGACGAGACCAACUCUCUUUCCACCGACCCGCUCGACCACCCGCUCGCCAAGAUCAGCCCGCUCAACAAUCCCCCUUCUCCGCCAUCGUCUGCGACUGCCCGCCUGGACGCUGCGCCGAAAUCUCCGGACUCGCCAUCUACAACCCCAAAAGGCGUUUCGUCGAAGAACAAGACGACGCUCGUCUCGCAGAUGAAGGGAAAGCAGCGACGCAGCGUGAGCGUCGUCGAAGUCGACCUCACGGACUUGCCUGUCACCCCGACGAAGCGCAAGAAGGUUAAAGCGAGCAGUACUUCGGCUCAGGACACCCCUACGAGCCCCGAGCGCCAGAAGACAACACCAAGUUCCGCCCAAUCCUCGCUCUCCAGCCUCUCUGCGAGUCCCCAGCCUCGCACGACAUCGUCCUCUCACUCGUCACGUACGAGGGAGGGUGCGCCGACGCCGACGCCGCCCGGACUCGCGAUUAAGCGUGAGAUGUCGCCCGAGUUGGGCAUCGCGACUGCCGCAACCGAAUUUCAUGCGGACGGAGCUGGCGCUAUCCCGCCCAUGCUUCGCUCUCCGACAUCGCGCGAGCCUGAAGCGAGCCCCGCGCCUACGCUUGUCGAAUACCUUUCAACGCUCGACCCGUUCGGCGGCUUCGACUACUCCUCCUUCGCGCCGACGCUCGAAUAUCUCGGCAUCAAGAACGGUACAGCGCUCGAACGAUGGGCCAAAACGGACGAGAAGCUCAAGGUGCUUGUCAAGAAGCUGGCUAAGCCGGACGGAGCGGAUGAGUUGGCGUUGAUGCAGUUCGAGGAGGACUUGAGGGAGAGAGCGAGGGGCGCGGCGGGUUGA